AUGUCCAAAGUAAUUCGCAGCGUCAAAAACGUCACAAAGGGUUACUCGGCCGCCCAGGUCAAAGUGCGCGAUGCGACAAGUAACGACCCAUGGGGACCUACAGGAACCCAGAUGGGGCAAAUCGCCCAGAUGACGUACGGCACAAGCACCGAGUUCUACGAAAUUAUGGACAUGCUCGACAAGCGACUGAACGAUAAGGGCAAGAACUGGCGUCACGUCCUCAAGGCCUUGAAGGUUAUGGACUACAUUCUGCACGAGGGAUCCGAGAUGGUGGUUACGUGGGCCAAGCAGAACAUCUUUGUCAUCAAGACGCUGCGCGAGUUCAUGUACAUUGACGAGGACGGCAAGGACGUUGGCAACAAUGGUAGGGAACACACGCCAAUUCGGGGCCUUGUUUGCAUCCGUGUCGCUGCCAAGGAUCUUACUGCGCUGCUCCUGGACGAGGAGAGGUUGCGCGAGGAGCGUACUGACCGAAGAGCCUGGAAAUCCCGUAUGCAGUACGGAGAGGAGAUGCCCCAGCACCACGCCGAACCGUCGCGUCCCCGCCCCAGGCAGCACAGAGCACAGUAUGCCGACGAGGACGAUGCAGAGUACAAGUUGGCGAUCGAGGCGAGCAAAUACCAAGAGGAGGAGGACAGGAAGCGACGUGAAAGGGCUCUUGCCGAGGUGGACGACGAUGAUCUCGCCAAGGCCAUCAAGCUCAGCAAGGAAGAAGAGGAGCGAAGGCGGCGGGAACUCGAGGAGACGAACGCUUCCGCCUUGUUCGAUGAUACACCAGCGCAGACCACCCAGCCUCAGUUCACCGGUUUCAACCAGGGCUAUCAGCAAGGCAGCGCGGUGGAUUUCUUUGCUAACCCACUUGAUCAGAACCAGCUCCAGGCUCAACAAACUGCUUACAUGAACAAUGCAUUCACCGGGUACGGGCAGCAACCAAUGGGAUAUCAACAGACGGGAUACCAGAACGGCUUCCAGAACGGCUUCCAGCCCCAGCCUACCGGCAUGUACGAUCCUUACGGUCAACAACAGCAGCAGCAGCAGCCCCAAGGAUUCAUGUCCCAGCCAACGGGCUACAACCCAUACUCGAACCAGCAGCAACAGCAACAGCAGCCCCAGUUUGACAAUUCCUCGUCGACAUUGCAGCCUGGUAGCAACAACCCUUGGGCCAGCAACAACAACAACCAGCAGUCGUCAGCCCUCAAGCCGGCGCCGACAGGCUCGAACAACCCAUUCGCGCAGAAGUCGCCAUACAAGGCGCCAUCGAUGCCGGCAUUGAGCAGCCUCCCCGAGCAAAAGACGCUAUCAACCUUCCCCCAGAUCUCCGUUACUUCCUCUAAUUCGCCAUUUAAUACCUUUGGAUCUCAAUCCCAGCAACAGCAGCAGCAACCCCAGCAGCAACAACCCCAGUUUCAACAGCAACCGCAGCAGCCCCAGCGAGAACUCAGCGAACACGAGCAGAAGCUUAACGCCCUGCUCGCCAGCGGAGACGGUAUGGACACAUUCGGCAACACGGGUAAUCUCCGUAUUCCGGCGCAACAUACCGCCCCUGGAACGUUUGUCAACAGUGCAGGUGCUGGCCUGAACAGGAUUACGGCCGAGGCGACGGGCAACAACCCUUUCUUGAAGCAGCAGUUCACGGGUAUGCCGACGGUGUCGUACGGAGGUCAGCAGAUGCCUGCGGCCACGGGGCCGGCUGGCAUGGGCAUGAACGUGGGUUUUGGGGGCUAUCAGCAGCAGCAGAUGGGUAACAGCAACCCAUUCGCGGCGGGUGGUCAACAGCAGCAGAGGCAACAGCAGGGCGGUGGGGGUGAUUUGAUCUCUUUCUAG
This is a messenger RNA of Neurospora tetraspora, 1824 nucleotides long. RefSeq names its product ENTH domain-containing protein. NCBI's taxonomy places the organism in Eukaryota, Fungi, Ascomycota, Sordariomycetes, Sordariales, Sordariaceae. Gene Ontology annotation, molecular function: phospholipid binding; clathrin binding. The transcript is spliced from 4 exons. Gene Ontology annotation, cellular component: clathrin vesicle coat; plasma membrane; endosome. Bases 1 to 1824 code for a protein of 607 amino acids. Gene Ontology annotation, biological process: endocytosis; actin filament organization. The record is from RefSeq and is a predicted model, not a curated record.